AGAGAGCCAUUUCAGGGGGUGGGUUGGCUUUUCCAUGUACAGGCCUAUAUAUACAGCUUACCUGAGCAGAACUGGUGCAACCCAUUUCAUUUAUUUUUUCCUGAGGUGGGUUGAUAGCUUGUUGAGAGCAGCAAGCAAAAAUGGUGGUCUUGGUAGUGGUUUUGGGAGUGGUUUUGGGUCUGUGUGUAUGCACUGGCCUCCUCAGGUGGAAUGAGGUGAGGUACAGGAAGAAGGGUCUGCCUCCGGGGACUAUGGGCUGGCCAGUUUUUGGUGAAACUACAGAGUUCUUGAAGCAAGGCCCAAGCUUCAUGAAAAACCAAAGAGCAAGAUAUGGGAAUUUGUUCAAGUCCCACAUCUUGGGCUGCCCCACUGUCGUUUCUAUGGACCCGGAGCUGAACAGAUACAUUCUCAUGAAUGAAGGGAAAGGCCUUGUUCCAGGCUACCCGCAGUCUAUGUUAGAUAUCUUAGGAAAAUGCAACAUAGCUGCUGUUCAUGGCUCCCUUCACAAAACCAUGAGAGGGGCUAUGCUUACUCUCAUCUCCCCUACCAUGAUUAGAGAUCAACUUCUUCCAAAGAUCGAUGGAUUUAUGCGCUCUCACCUUAGCAACUGGGGCGGCCAAAUCAUCAACAUCCAAGAAAAAACCAAAGAGAUGGCGCUGCUCUCAUCACUGAAACAGAUUGGUAUCAAAUCCAGUUCAAUAUCCGAAGCCUUCACCCCGGAAUUCUAUAAACUGGUAUUAGGAACUCUGUCAUUGCCCAUCAACCUUCCAGGCACAAAUUACCGCUGUGCAUUCAAGGCAAGAAAGAAAAUCACAAGCAUUUUGAGAGAAAUCAUAGAAGAAAGAAGAGCUCUUCGAUGUACCCAAAAUGACAUGCUCGAUACCUUACUGAAAAUUGAUGACAGCUCAAGAUACACACUCACCGAUGAAGAGAUCAUUGAUCUAAUCAUUACACUUCUAUAUUCAGGCUAUGAGACUGUUUCGACGACUUCAAUGAUGACUGUCAAGUAUCUCCAUGAUCACCCAAGCGCGCUCGAAGAACUGAGGAAAGAACAUUUGGAGAUCAGAAAAGGCAAGGCACCUGAGGAGGCAAUUGACUGGAACGACUACAAAUCCAUGAGCUUCACUCGUGCGGUGAUCUUGGAGACCAUGAGAAUAGCUACAAUUGUCAAUGGGGUGUUGAGGAAAACUACCGAAGAAAUGGAAAUGAAAGGAUAUGUGAUUCCAAAAGGGUGGAAAAUCUAUGUUUAUACGAGGGAGAUUAACUACGAUCCAUUUCUUUAUCCGGAACCUCUAACCUUCAAUCCAUGGAGAUGGCUGGAUAAGAGCUUGGAGAGUCAGCAGUAUUUCUUGAUGUUCGGAGGAGGAAGCCGACUGUGUCCGGGGAAGGAGUUGGGGAUAGUGGAAAUUACGACAUUCCUUCACUACUUUGUGACGCGAUACAGAUGGGAAGAGGUUGGAGGAGACAAGUUACUGAAAUUUCCAAGAGUUGAAGCACCAAAUGGCCUGCAUAUUAGGGUUUGGGAUUACUGAAUGUAUAUGCACACCGCUCAACGUUGUAGCUUUACAGGAAUACCAUAGUACAUCAAUAAAUGAAAAUUCAUUUUUUUUCUUCCAA
Molecule: messenger RNA, 1617 nt
Organism: Magnolia sinica
Lineage: Eukaryota; Viridiplantae; Streptophyta; Magnoliopsida; Magnoliales; Magnoliaceae
Product: cytochrome P450 85A-like
Exons: 9
Coding region: 141-1532 (463 amino acids)
Biological process (GO): sterol metabolic process
Molecular function (GO): oxidoreductase activity, acting on paired donors, with incorporation or reduction of molecular oxygen; monooxygenase activity; heme binding
Source: RefSeq, a predicted model, not a curated record